This is a messenger RNA of Sorghum bicolor (sorghum), 3416 nucleotides long. Its product is annotated as glutamate receptor 2.8. Gene Ontology annotation, cellular component: plasma membrane. NCBI's taxonomy places the organism in Eukaryota, Viridiplantae, Streptophyta, Magnoliopsida, Poales, Poaceae. The record is from RefSeq and is a predicted model, not a curated record. Gene Ontology annotation, molecular function: ligand-gated monoatomic ion channel activity; signaling receptor activity. The transcript has 4 exons. The coding region runs from base 110 to 3157 and encodes 1015 amino acids.
UCGUCGUCAAAGGCCCGCCAAACUGUUGCUUCGCUGCCCCACUCGUGUGCCUUGUGCCCCUCAGGCCUCAGCCCCUGUCUCGUCUCAUUUCCGGGAGUUGUCCCCACCCAUGGCCGGCCUCGCCCGGCACCCUCCCUUCCUCCGUGUGUUCUACCUCAUCGGCCUGCUGGCCUCGCUCAUCCCGGCCACGUCGCCGGCGCAGCCACCGGAGACGGUCGCGGUGGGGCUCAUCAUCGACGCCGACUCGCCCGUCGGCAGGAUCGCCAGCACCACCAUCCCGAUGGCGCUCGACGACUUCUACGCCGCCUUCCCCAACGCCUCCGCGCGGGUCCGCCUUCUGCAGCACGACUCCGGCGGGGACGUCGUCGCCGCCGCGUCCGCCGGUAUGGACACGUGUCCCCCCAUCCGCCCCCAGCCACUCCGUCGCCUCCGUUGCCUGAGCCUGACGUCGUCUCGCUCGUCGCGUGCGCGUGCGUGCGUGCGUGUAGCGCUGCAGCUGAUGACGACCCAGGGCGCGCGCGCCAUCCUGGGCCCGCAGUCCUCCGUCGAGUCCGCCUUCGUCGCGGACCUCGCCACGCGCGCCGAGGUCCCCGUCGUGUCCUUCUCGGCGACCAGCCCGUCGGUGUCCCACUCCGAGGCGCGCUUCUUCGCGCGCGCCGCGCUCAGCGACGCCGCGCAGGCGGAGGCCAUCGCCGCGCUCGCCACCUACUUCGGCUGGCGCCGCGUCGUGCCCAUCUACCAGGACGACGACUACGGCGCCGCCUUCGUGCCGUUCCUCGUCGACGCGCUCACGGCGGCGCGCGCGGAGGUGCCCUACCGCUGCGCGCUGCCCGCUGGGGCGUCCAGGGACGCCGUCGCCGCCGCGAUGUACCGCCUCGAGUCCGAGCAGACGCGCGCCUUCGUGGUGCACGCGCGCACGGAGCUCGCGGAGCUCGUCUUCGCCGCCGCCGUGGAGGCCGGGAUGAUGGCGGAGGGGUACGCGUGGGUCAUCACCGACGGGCUCACGGGCCUCCUCGGCUCCUUCCACCCGCCGCAGGGCGUCAUCGGGCUCGCGCCCCACGUGCCGCCCACCGCACGCCUGCGCGGCGUCCGGAAGCGGUGGGCGCACAGGUUCAUGCGCCAGCACCAGGACGCCGAUCCGGCUCACGCCGAGAUGGGAUGCUACGCGCUGUGGGCGUACGACGCCGCGUGGGCCGUCGCGUCCGCGGCCGAGCGACUUAGCACCGGCGACGACCUGUCGUCGUCGCUACCGGGGCUCGUCGGCGGCAGGAGCGGCCCCACCGACUUCUCCGGGCUCGGGAAGUCAAUGUCCGGUGAGAAGUUCCUCGAGGCAAUAACCAGCACUACAUUCGAGGGCCUCGGCGGCAGGUUCGAGCUCCUCAACGGCGAGCUGCCAGUGCCGGCCUUCCGGAUCGUCAACAUCAUGGACAACGCCAAGGAGCGGGGCAUCGGAUUCUGGACGCACAAGGCCGGACUGCAUAGGCAGCUGGGGCGCGGCCGCGGCGGGAUCGCGUCGAACAGCGGGCUCGCGCCGGUGAUCUGGCCGGCGGACUCGACCGUCGUGCCCAUUGGCUGGGUCCAGCCGACGAGCGGCCGGAAGCUGCAGGUGGCGAUGCCGGCGGGGCGCGUCGACCCUGGGUACCGGUCGAUCAUGCACCUCGACGUCGACCCAGCAACGAACCGGACGGUAGCCGGCGGGUUCGUGAUCGAGGUGUUCGAGGCGGCGGUGCGUCUGCUGCCCUACGCGCUGCCGUUCGAGUACGUGCUAGUGGGCUCCAUGCGCUACGAUGCUCUAAUCGAGAGGGUCGGCAAAGGGGAGUUCGACACGGCGGUGGCGGACAUCACCAUCACGGCGGAGCGGUCGAAGCACGUGGACUUCACGCUGCCGUACAUGUCGUCGGGGAUCUCCAUGGUGGUGCCGGUGCGCGACCAGCGCAGCAAGCGCGCCGCCUGGGUCUUCCUCAAGCCGCUCAGCUACGACCUCUGGCUCGUCAGCUUCGCCUUCUUGGUCUUCACCGGCUUCGUCGUCUGGGCCGUGGAGCACCGCAGCAACGAGGAGUUCCGUGGCCCGCCGUCCUACCAGAUCGGCACCCUCCUCUACUUCGGCUUUUCAACCCUCGUCUUUGCACAUAGGGAGAACCUGAAGAGCAACCUGUCGCGGAUCGUGGUGGUGGUGUGGGUGUUCGUGGUGCUCAUCCUGCAGUCCAGCUACACGGCGAGCCUGACGUCCAUGCUGACGGUGCCGCAGCUUGAGCCGGCGAUCGGGGACUUCACCUCCCUGUGGCGGGGGACGGACAAGGUCGGGAUCUUGAACAACUCCUUCAUGCGGGCGGCCAUGGACAAGUCGGGCUUCCCUCAGUCCAGGCUCGAGCCGUACCAGGCCACGCAGAGCUUCCACGAGGCGCUGCUCAACGGCACCAUCGGCGCCAUCGUCGACGAGACGCCCUACCUCAGGCUCUUCCUCACGUCCUACUGCGACAACUUCACCAAGAUCGCCCAGAGCAACAAGACCGGCGGCUUCGGCUUCGCGUUCCCCAAGGGGUCGCCGUACGUGGCGGACCUGUCGCGGGCGAUCCUGAACCUCACGGAGAGCGACGAGAUGAGCUUGAUCGAGCGCAAGUGGUUCGGCGACGCGGACGGCUGCGCGGCGCAGGGCAGCCAGUUCACGUCGGAGAGGCUCAGCUUCGACAGCUUCUGGGGCCUGUUCCUCAUCACCGGCGCCACCUCCCUCCUCUGCUGCGCGCUGCACCUGCUCAUCUUCGUCGUGGCCAACCGCCGGCGGAUCUGGGCGUCGCGCGUGCCAUGGAGGAACAGGCUCCGGAUCUUCCUCAAGCUCCUCGACGACAGGGACCUCUCGUCGCACACGUUCAGGACCAACAAGGAUGGCGGCGGGUCGGUGGCUGAUCGGAGCGCUAACGACGCGGGCGCCUCCCCGUCCCCGGCCGUCGUGCGCAUGGAAGCCGGCAGCCCGCUCAGCGUGUCCAACCACACGUACGACAUGAGCGACUGGUCGUUUGGUGCGCCGAGCCCGGCACCUGCUGCAGCUGCAGGUGAGAAUGAGAUCGUCGAGCUGGCUGGCGCCGGCGAGGCAGAGGAGGUGGCCGCAGCUCCCAACCCUGACGGCUCCGGUGAUCAAAGUGGCACAGCCCACAACUGAUCAACUGCUAUUUCCCGACUUCUCUGACUUCUCUGGCAGGAUGCAGGAAAUGGGCAACUGCUGAUCGAUGAUGAUACGUGCAGAUUAAUUCAUUUCAUUGUAAGAGCUCAAGGAUAAUGGCAUGGCGCUGUUUAUAUGCAGGUUAGCUGGAGCUCAUCCUUCUUACGUGUAACGUGUUAAGAUAGGGUGUUUUAAGAUUAAGUAAUUGUAAAUAAUAUUGUAUAUAAACUUCUCGUCUAAGGUCUUGUUUAGUUCACCC